This is a messenger RNA of Cuscuta europaea, 2817 nucleotides long. NCBI's taxonomy places the organism in Eukaryota, Viridiplantae, Streptophyta, Magnoliopsida, Solanales, Convolvulaceae. The record is from the annotation of a GenBank genome assembly.
CGGUCGAGACUAUUCCAUCUUCCUGAGAAAAAGACAACUUUAAACCCAAUACCUGCUUCCUGGAGAAAUGCGAGCAGUUGCGAGCCAUUCGUUGAUCUCUAGAUUUCGGCCAUCCCUCACCUUUCAUCUCCUUCUUAGAACGAUUUCCGCACCUUCAACUUCUCAUCACCACACUACAGCGCCGACCCUCUCAGAACCCUCUAAAGACCUGCAAAACCCUAACCCUCGGACUCUAACCCCGUCAGAAAAGCAAUUCGAUUCAUGGAUAAACCAACUCCGUCCUGGGUUUACUCCGUCGGACGUCGAUCUAGCCUUGCAGGCCCAAUCCGACCCGGACCUGGCGCUCGACAUUUUCCGCUGGACAGGCCAGCAGCGAACCUACAAGCAUAACCACUUGACUUAUCUCCGCAUCAUCCAAAUCACCAUCCAUGGCAAGCGUUAUGGGGUUGCAGAAACCCUAAUGGAGGAGGUCAUUGCGGGGGCUUGCGCGCCCAGCCUCCCUUUGUACAAUUGCAUGAUUAAAUUCUGCUGCGGCCGUAAAUCCUUGUUCAAUCAAGCAUUUGAUAUCUACAAGAAAAUGUUGAAAUGUGAAGAUGCUAAGCCUUCUCUGGAAACUUACACGCUAUUACUGAAUACGCUUCUCCCUAAAUUUAAUAGGUUAACGGUUUCCUAUGUGUAUUUACAUUCUGUGAGAUCAUUAGCUACUCAAAUGAAGGCCUGUGGUGUGAUUCCUGAUACUUAUGUUAUGAAUAUGAUUAUAAAGGCUUAUUCAAAAUGUCUCGAGGUUGAUGAGGCAAUUCGGGUAUUUCGUGAAAUGGGAUUGUAUGGAUGUGAACCGAAUUUAUACACAUACAGUUAUUUAGCCAAAGCAUUUUGUGAGAAGGGGAAAGUGGAUGUAGGACUCAGGUUCUAUAAGGACAUGAGGGAUAAAGAUUUCAUUCCUACGGGGAGUACUUAUAUGAUUCUAAUAUGUAGUUUAGCAUUGGAGAAGAGGUUUGAGGAUGCUAUUGAUGUGGCCUUUGAUAUGCUGAAUAAUUCGAUGUCUCCCGAUUUACUGACUUAUAAAACUGUGUUGGAAGAGAUGUGUAGGGAUGGGAAAGGGGAUGAUGCAUUUGAACUUCUUGAAGAAUUUAAAAAGAGGGAUAGUUUCAUGAACGAGAAAACCCACAGGCCUUUGUUGAGCGUGUUGCAUUUUUUAGGUGGACAGUGAUGGGCUGCUGUCCUCUUGAAGCUCUGUAGAGCUUCAAAGCUAUACCCGUUUCUUGACAGUUUUUCUUGUCCCCCAUUGACUAUGUUCUCUCUUUUGGCCUAAUUUGGAUAAUAGACUGGCUCACUGGCGUGGUACAAAUACUAGCAUUUCAUUGUGCAUCAUAGCAAUUAUCAUCAUUAUAUUUCUCUCAUAUGCAAUUCAGAGUACCAUAUUUUCAUAUGUGCAGCUUCAGGAGUGCCAAGUGCAAGAAUUUUCUUUCUUUCCUAGACAUAUUUUAUGUGCUGUUCUUGGAUUACUCUAUAGGAUGAGAUCAUAAUUUCCAUGGGAAGGGCAUGCGUGGAAAGGGACAGUGGAACAAUAGAGGUGUAUUUUCAGGGAGAGUUGGAAUUUUACUGAAACAAUAGAAAACGGAAGGAAUGAAGCGGGUCAGAAAAGAUGUGAAUAUGGCACAAAAGUUGGAUAAAGAAUAAACAAUUGCUUUUAAACAUAAACUCAACAUGGUUGCUUAUAACGGGUGAUAUCAAGGUCUUGAGUCAUACUCCUCUCCAUUUCCUUCUCUCCAUUUCACUCUAUCUCUCUCUUUAAAAAUAAUAAAUAAAUCCCAUCGUUUAUUUUUCCUUACCCCACCAUUUCCCUUAUUCUCUUUGUAUCUCUCCUACCUUAAAAGUCCAGUUACCGGAGAGGAGCAAAAUUCAGGUAGAAGAGGAGUUCCCUACUUUCGGCUUUGAAAAAGAUCACUGGCCACCAAUUAGUGUGACCUGCUUUGGAGAUGGAGCCUACUAGCCUAGAAGUGGUGCUAUGUGCUAAGAACUCUGUUCCAUUGAGUGGAACCGUAAGCAAAGCAUGUCCUGGCUCCCUUGAUUCCUUGAAUUGGUCAAGGUUUGGUUUUGAAGAACAUUUUGUUAACUUGUAACAAUUUGCUGCCUAGCUGGUAAUAGAAGGCUGUCUUCUCUUCAAGAGAGUACCUUGAGUGAGCUUGUGUUUGAUUUUCCGGCAAUCUUUGUUUUGGCCCAGUGAAGGUGGUGUUCGAUGCCAUUGGUAGAAAGUAGAGACUUUCCUCCCAAGUUUGUACUUGUGUCCCUAUUUGCCAUUAUCAUACGGAGUAUCUUUUUAUUGCUUGUCAUGGUUGUGAUUAUUAUCAAUAUCAUUAUUAGUGAUAGGAUAUUGAGGUCUGGCCCAAUAUGGCGGCCCAAAAUAUCCCUAAAAGCCCAGGCACUAGGGAAAGCCCAGAGGUCAUAGAUCUUGAACGGGAGUUCGGCACAUUCUCAAGGCCCAAAAUACAAAGGAUAGUCCAGAAGAGAUCAUUGGGCUCGAACGAUUUGCUUAAGGGCAAGGCCCGUUCGGCACCACCCGAACGGGAUGUGACCGACUGCAGUUAAUGCUAGAUCAUGGGGGUCUCAAGUGGCAUGGAAAGCAACCAAUCGUAUUAGGGCACUCCAUGUCUCCAUUUAGUAUAAAUAGCAGUUUUUAAAUCAUUGUAAGGGUUGGAUUUUAUUAACUCAAACUUAUAUUGCAUUCUAGCUCUCGUAUUAGCCUUUGAACCAUAAUUACCGCUCGGUCAUUUUUGUGUAAUUGUUAUUACUGUGUUAAUACAAGCUGAGUUGUUU